CACAAGAAACCUCCUUCCCUCCCUACCUCCCAUUUCCCCUUUCCCAUAAUUCUCACCAAAUCCCCAAAUCUCCGCUUUCUUGCUUUUCCAGAUCUACUCUGCUCUACUCAGGAAGGAAAGAAAUCCAGCAAGAACAGGAUGGAGAUCACCGAGAUUAACAUGAUAACCGAUUUCCAGGUGGGGAUGAAAUCGCUGCAAAACCCCUCAUUCCUUUCGCGAUUCUCUUCCAUUUCCGGCAAGGAAAUUGUUUCGCAGGUUUACAGUUUCUGGACUUUGGGGGCUUUGAUUUUCGCUGUUUUCGCGACGUUUAACAGUUUGAUUAAGAGGAUUAAGCUCGUUUUGAUUCGAUUUACUGUAAAACCUUCUGCGGAGAUUGUUGAUUUCAGCGAUCGGGAUGAGGUUUGUUCAGCGUCGUCGGAGGAUGAAAACGACGGAGAAGAAGAUAAUAAUAGUGUUAGCUAUACGACGUCGUUUCGGAGCCGUCGUUGCUCGGCGGACGGAGAUUUCCAGGUUAAAGGAUCGCGUCUUCUGUUCAGAAGCCAGGGGCAGAAUGGUCAUUUCAGGCGGAGAUGCCGCGGUGGCGCGUCGCCGGAGUUUGAUGUUCCUGGUGGUAAGGGUAAGAGUGUUGUUAAGAUCUGGAAUGGUUUGGGGUUGAGGUUUGAUUUUGAUGAGGAUUUGUUCGGUUACGAUUCGAAAAGCGUGGUCUCGACCUGGAAAUCCGAUCCAGAUCCGCCGGCGAGCGGUUUCUCCGCCGUGGUUUUGAAUUCUCCGGCGGCGGCGCCGCUGGAAUCGCCGGUGGUGUACUUGGCGGAGGGGAAUGGGAAGGGAGGCGUAAUUCUAGGCGGUUACGACACCAGAAUGCGGCGGAAUAUUCCGGCUAUUUACGCCGAGUGGAACUCGCCGGCGGCGGGCGUCGCCGCCGUCUCCACAGGCGGCAUUGGCCGGGUUUACGUCAGGGAUGACGUCGGCAUGACCGUAACGGUUGGUGACGUGAGGAACGUAACGCGGCCGUUAGAGAGCGUCGCCGAGUCUAACGGCGAGUCCUGGUGGGAUCCUGACGCCGUUAUUAGGACGGACUCUGGAUAGUUGUUGAUUCUGGAAGGUCCGGGAUCUCGAAAGUCCAGGUGGAUGUACACCACAAAAUUGACGUGGACCCAAUGUAAAUGAUGAGCUGUGUCUCUAUCGGCGUUGGAGUCCAGGUGCAAAUUUGUUUGUUGACUUGUAAUGGGACAAAAAAACAUGUCAUUCUAAUAA
Messenger RNA from Andrographis paniculata, 1254 nucleotides. RefSeq lists its product as uncharacterized. The transcript has a single exon. The record is from RefSeq and is a predicted model, not a curated record. Bases 139 to 1086 code for a protein of 315 amino acids. NCBI's taxonomy places the organism in Eukaryota, Viridiplantae, Streptophyta, Magnoliopsida, Lamiales, Acanthaceae.